AUGAUGUCAAUAAGAGCUUUGAAUGACGAUCAUCUAUCUUUUGUAGAAGAACUCAUGUCGCUGGUGUGCCUACACUUGCUGUUUUUUACUGUUAUACUUUAUGCGAACUUAUUCAGCGCCGGCUCAAUGAAACUUGGCGUCUCAGGCAAAAGGCAAAAUUUGGCGCCCUAGGCUAAACACUUGAGCUUGGCGUUGUAGGCAAAAUGUUGGAACUUGGUGCCCUAGGCAAAACACUUGAUCCUGCUAAUAUGGACGGGCCACCCUAAGCUUAUCAAGCACGGGCGUGUAAUAACGCUCAAUAGCUGACAUACGCAAAUAUCUAGUCUAGCCAUAAAUUCUGUAAUUGGCUGUUUACAAAAAACAUUUAUUCGAAUUUCGAAUGAUAGCGAAGCUUCUACGAUAAAAAAAUAGACUUCUUUCCCGCCAUUAUUGUAUGUUUUUUGUUCAGAAAUUAUUUGUUUUGAAAAUGGAAAAUCCCAUGAGGAAGCAGAAAAUCCUUUCCAGAGAAAUGAGACUCCCACUGAGGACACUUUCUCGGAUUAUCAAACAAGACUUAGGUCUAGGGGUUUACCGAAAAUACACAGGACAUACCUUAAAUCAGGCACUAAAACAAAAGAGAGUCGAAAUAUCAAAACAGAUGUUACUUCGAUACGCGGACGAAAAACGCAGAAAAAUUCUCUUUACCGAUGAAACAUUUUUUACAUUCGAGGAGCACUACAAUAAACAAAAUGAUCGAGUGUAUGCACACAGCUAUCAUCUAUCUCACGUUUGGCUCACCCGAUUUUGACGCGGUUUUCAGAAAAGUAUUUUUAGUGUUGCCUAUCAUAUAAAAUAAUCUCACUAAUAAAAUCAAUAUCACUAAUAAGCAUGAAAUAAAACCUUUAAAAAAUUUGAGAUAAGUAUUAUUUUUCACUUUUUUAAGUUUGGAAACGGUUCAAUUUUUUAUUUUAAAUGUGAAUAACUUUUAAAAACGCAGUUUAACAGGUCUACAUUAUUUAGUCUAGCCUGUAUAAUUUAAUUGCUACCAUCAUCUUAUUAUAAAUAAAUAGCUAAGUUUUAAAAAAUCCACUUUGUCCUUGGCACUCUGAGAUGAGACUCGAACCCACGACCUUUCACAAUCCGGGCGACUGCUUUAACCACUGAGCUAUCCAGGACCUACAUUUUUUAAGCAUUUUUCAUUAGGAAUAUUUUUCAGUCAGUAUUUUGAAUGCAAAAUUGAUCAAAUAUAUAAUAAAUAGGUAUUUGUUAAAAGAAAUUUAAUUACACAAAUCUCAUUCUAGGGCUCAAGUUCAUGAAGAGGAAGAUGAGACUUUAAGGUCUUAUAUUUUAAAAGAACAACUAGAGAAGUUCUCACAAACAUGUAGUGAUGCCAAUAUAACAGUAGAAGUUCUAGAUCGUACCAUGGAGUAUAAUGACAUUGUUCUAAUGAAGAUCACUGAAAAAAAGAGUGAUUUUGAGAGGCAUUUCAGAGCCGACGAUAAUAAAUAUGCCGAUGAUGUACCAGAAAAAAAGAUAGUAUUUAUUGUACAUGCGCUCAGCGUGAUGGGAUUAAAGGAUGAUUCAUGCUUAAAGAAUAUCACUCAGUUUAAGAAACUGUUGUCAUAUUAUUUUGUACAUUUGGACAAGUUUGACAUAUUUCUAAUACCGAUGGCCAAUCCUGAUGGCUUUAUGCAAACUUUUGUGAACGUAUAUGCCAACAAGAACAUGUCACCACAGUCAGCUUGUUCUGGCGUUGCCUUAGACAGAAACUUCGACGUAGCUUGGAACGACUCGACGUCGAUCAGCUCCUGCAGUCCACAAUACCCAGGACCUAGGCCGUUCUCGGAACCCGAAUCAAGAGCCAUCAGAGACGUUUUACAUCGUUAUAGUCAUAAGCUCUUGGCCUAUAUUCAUGUCCACGCUGGAUCUUACAACCACGAAAUUUUUAAGGGUCAUGCUGUGUUGUAUCCAAAGGGAUACACGGACGUUCAGAGUGACGACGACAAAUAUAUCGAUUUGAGGGGAGAAAUAGAUGAAGCCAUGAAGAACGCUAGCUUUCAUGUAAUGUCCGUAGCCGUGGACACCCUUUACAACUGGUACGGUAAAGUGAGCGGCACCAGCGUGGACUACGCUUCAACGAUUUAUGGAAUACCGUAUGCUUUGGAAUUCGUGAUGCAGCCCUACGAAACAAUAUAUUUGGAAACGGCUGCCCUUGAGCAGAUAUGGAAGCGGAUAAUAGAUGUGACAUUCAAUAACAUAUUUCGUUCUAUGGAAAAUUUUGAAUUUAAAUGA
Messenger RNA from Diatraea saccharalis (sugarcane borer), 2271 nucleotides. The record is from the annotation of a GenBank genome assembly. NCBI's taxonomy places the organism in Eukaryota, Metazoa, Arthropoda, Insecta, Lepidoptera, Crambidae.